AUGGAUACUAUGAGGAUGAUUCUUGCACUUGCAACACAAAGAAGCUGGAUUGUAUACCAGCUUGAUGUCAACUCAGCUUUCUUGCAGGCAGAGUUGACUGAGGAUGUGUUCAUGGAACAACCUAGAGGAUAUGUGAAGAAGGAGGACCCUCAUAAAGUCUACAAACUAAAGAAAGCUUUAUAUGGACUGAAACAUGAUGAUUUAAUCUAUAUUGGGGAUAAUGUGAUGAUGAUUGAGGAGUUUAAGAAUUCAAUGAUGAGGGAGUUCAAAAUGUCCGAUUUGGGAAAAAUGAAAUACUUUCUCAAGAUUGAAGUGUUGCAGUUGAGUGAUGGGAUUUUUAUUGGCCAAAAGAAGUAUGCAAUGGAUGUGUUAAAGAGGUUUGGGAUUGAAGGAAGUAAUGCAGUCUUAAAUCCUAUUGUUGGUAUGCAUAUACCUCCUAGGAACAAGUAUCGGAAGCACAAGACUCGUAUCGCCAAUACGGAACUGGAUCAGACCCCUCAUGAGACAGCUGAAACACCUAUUGUUCCGAGGUUUAAGAUUUCAAGAGAUAAGAAUGGGGUUGAAGUUGAUGCCACCUUUUAUAAGCAUGUUGUGGGAAGCUUAAUGUAUUUAACAGCUACUCGUCCAGAUUUGAUGUAUGCAGUGAGCUUAAUUAGCAGAUAUAUGUCACAACCUACAGAGCUUCAUCUCAUGGCAGCUAAGAGAGUGUUGAGAUAUGUGAAGGGGACGGUGAACUUUGGGAUCUUUUACAAGAAGGAAGGUAACAAGGAUUUAGCUGCAUUCACCGAUAGUGAUUAUGCAGGCUGCUUGGAGGAUAGGAAAAGUACGUCUGGUUAUGCAUUCAUAUUGAAUUCAAGGGCAGUGGCCUGGUCUUUAAGGAAGCAGCCAAUUGUCACUCUUUCGACAACUGAGAACGAGUCUAUUGCUGCUGCAGCGUGUGCAUGCCAAGUGGUGUGGAUGAAGAUAAUUCUAAAAAAGCUCAGUUAUGAAGGAGGUGAGUGUACUACCAUUUUGUGGAUGAAGAUAAUUCUAAAAAAGCUCAGUUAUGAAGGAGGUGAGUGUACUACCAUUUUCUAUGAUAAUAGUUCAACGAUUAAAUUGUCAAGAAAUCCGGUAAUGCACGGUAGAAGUAAGCACAUUGAUGUGCGCUUCAACUUCUUGCGUGAUUUAACUAAGGAAGGAGUUGUGCAAUUAGUUCUUUGUGGCACACAAGAGCAGGUUGCUGAUGUAUUUACUAAGCCUCUCAAGCUUGACUUAUUCCUAAAGCUGCGUGGUUUGUUGGGAGUUUGCGAGACACCUGAAGCAAACUAA
Molecule: messenger RNA, 1311 nt
Organism: Rosa rugosa (rugosa rose)
Lineage: Eukaryota; Viridiplantae; Streptophyta; Magnoliopsida; Rosales; Rosaceae
Exons: 3
Coding region: 1-1311 (436 amino acids)
Source: RefSeq, a predicted model, not a curated record